AUGUCCUGGAAAAACGACACACCUCUUCCAACCGAUGUACAAGCCGAUCCAAAAUUCCAAUCUUGGCACCAAUUCAACCCAAACUCCCAGCAGUGGAAUCCAGUAAGCGCGAAUGAAAACACAGAGCCACCACACACCACCGAUGAAACCUCAUCCGAUCUAGUACUCUUGACAUGGAACAUCGACGCAUUAUCCGAGAAGACCCAAGAACGCGUCACAGAAAUCCUCAAAUUCAUCACCGAACUAGAUACCAACGUGGACAUCAUAUUUCUCCAAGAAGUAUCACAGCGCGCCUUGCGACUGAUCUUGAGCCAUGAACGUAUCCGCGAAUUGUGGUUCUCAAGCGAACACGAGAAUACAUCAUGCAGGCACUCAUUCACGACAAUGACCUUGGUAUCCAAGACUCGAUUUGGAUCACGACACAGCUCUGAGACCAGCAGGUUUGCUCUAGGACCUGUGUGGAGGGUUGCCUUUCCUAGUCACUUUGAUAGAGAUGUGCUCUUUUGUGAUCUCUUCGUUCCUUCGUCUACAAGCCCUGCUUCUGCCACUCGAGUACGGCUUGCAAAUGUUCAUCUGGAUUCUCUGCCUCUCAGACCUUCACAUCGGCCCCGGCAACUCUCCAUUGUCUCUUCAUUCCUGCGGAGUGCGGGAUGUGGGCUGGUUGCUGGUGAUUUCAAUCCGGUUCUGGAUGAAGAUGCUGCACUUGUAGAGACAAAUGGUCUUACGGAUGUCUGGAUGGUGCUUCGUCCUGAAGAACCGGGAUAUACGUGGGGAACGGAUGGGAAGCAGCGGUUUCCGCCGAAUCGGAUGGAUAAGAUCGCAAUGCUUGGUCUCAAGGCGCGUGGGAUUGAAAUCCUCGAGGCUCGGCGAGUGGGGGAGGUGGAGGGACAACAGGACGCUCAAAGUGACGCGAAUAUACCCGACACCGAGCAGACUGGGCCUACAGCCGCACUCUGGAGCGAUCACCAUGGUUUGCUUUGCUCUUUUGGACUUGGAAAGUGA
This is a messenger RNA of Penicillium crustosum, 1002 nucleotides long. Its product is annotated as endonuclease/exonuclease/phosphatase family protein. NCBI's taxonomy places the organism in Eukaryota, Fungi, Ascomycota, Eurotiomycetes, Eurotiales, Aspergillaceae. Gene Ontology annotation, cellular component: cytoplasm; PML body. The record is from RefSeq and is a predicted model, not a curated record. Gene Ontology annotation, biological process: double-strand break repair. The transcript has a single exon. Gene Ontology annotation, molecular function: 5'-tyrosyl-DNA phosphodiesterase activity; single-stranded DNA binding. The coding region runs from base 1 to 1002 and encodes 333 amino acids.